AUGACGUCCGGCAUGGUGUUCGGCUGGGGAGGCCUGAGAGACGUAUGGCGCAUCCCGGCCUACGUCCGCGAGGUCAACGCCGAUCCAAGAGAGCUUCGCGCGCUCGAGGACCUCCAAAGGACACGUUCCCGCCCCGAGUUCAAUCCCUCGCACGUCAGCGCCAUGACCUCGCUCGGGUUCUGGUACUACUACCUCGUCGGCGCCCUCGCGUCGUGGAUCCUACCCGCGCCCGCGAUGCCACUCGCGUACGCGUGCGCCGCGUGGGCGAUGGGCACCGCCGGUUGGGCCGUCAUGAGCUGCGGCCGCAGGGUCGCGUGCCGUUACUGGAUCACGACGGGAUCAACCGUCGUCGCCGCGGUAGCCGCGUCGUACGUCCCGUCGAUGCCGACGGUCCUCGCCGCGCAGGCCGUCUGCGCCGUCGCCGCGACGACCACGCGUCGCUGGCGCCGGGACGGCGUGUUCGGAAAGGAAGACAGGCCCAUAACCUUCCGCGCGGCGUCGCUGGUCCUUUUGGCGCUGCUCGCGCUCGCCGCGCUCAGCGGCGUCGCGAUGUACAAAUGGGCGAUCGACCUGGACGUGUACUCGCCCGAUCCGGAGACUGGGGAGUGGAGGAUGGACGGCGAGGAGUUCGCGUUCAGGCUCAGACGCGGCGUGCACAGCACGUGGACCAAACGCGGGUUCGCCGGCUUCGGCGACCUCGAUCACUUCAACUCCGGGAUCACCGCCGCCGAGGCCAGGGCGCUUCUGUCGCUCGACCGCGGCGCCUCCGCCGAGGACGUCAGGGCGGCGUUCCGUCGCGAGUCGCUCAGGUGGCACCCGGAUAAGUACCGCGGCGAUGAUCCCGAGGGCGCGCGAGAGAUGCAACACAAACUGGCGAUGGCGAGAGACGCGUUGCUCCCGGGGCGGGUCGCGUUUGACGAAGAUUUGGCGCCGUUUGUUCGGUACACGGAGUAUACAGAGGUGGAGGUUCCGGACGAGCGCGAGGGGUGGGGGGAAAGUGGCGAGGGCGCUCGGACCCGCGAGCCCGAGCCCGCACGCGAGCCCGAGCCCACACCCGAGCCCGAGCCCGAGCCCGAGCCCGAGAAGGUCAAGUACUAUCGCGAGGAGGAGCCCGACGACGACGACGGCGGCGAGUACGACCCCAAGAUGCUGGAGGAGGAACUCCGGCGGGCGUUCGCCACGUACGACAGGGACGAGGACGGUAAGAUGGCGCGCGGCGAGUUCAGGUUCGCCAUGUCCAAAGCCGGGCUGCGAUACACCAACGACGAGUUUGAAAAAGUCUGGUCCACGGAAUUCAACGGAAAGCCGAGUUUGGACUUUGACGACUUUGCGCGGUUCGUCGCGAAGCACGACGUCGAGCCGCCCGCUGGCCCGGAACAUGCGGGAGGGCACGACGCGACCGAGCUGUGA
This is a messenger RNA of Micromonas commoda, 1410 nucleotides long. RefSeq lists its product with no specific name. Bases 1 to 1410 code for a protein of 469 amino acids. Lineage: Eukaryota; Viridiplantae; Chlorophyta; Mamiellophyceae; Mamiellales; Mamiellaceae. The record is from RefSeq and is a predicted model, not a curated record. Gene Ontology annotation, molecular function: calcium ion binding. Gene Ontology annotation, biological process: endocytosis. Gene Ontology annotation, cellular component: early endosome; plasma membrane. The transcript has a single exon.